Messenger RNA from Alligator mississippiensis (American alligator), 1218 nucleotides. RefSeq names its product putative defense protein 3. Bases 110 to 706 code for a protein of 198 amino acids. The transcript is spliced from 5 exons. Lineage: Eukaryota; Metazoa; Chordata; Crocodylia; Alligatoridae. Gene Ontology annotation, molecular function: oxidoreductase activity, acting on metal ions. The record is from RefSeq and is a predicted model, not a curated record.
CAUGGGUAAGUGACUCAGCAGAGCCGUCCUCCUCUUAACCUGCCUUAAGUGUUUCUACUCUCAGAGGAUUCAGUUUUGUGUGAAAGGAGAGAGGCAACCCCUCUCAGCCAUGGCUCACUGGACUCCUUCGCUUCUCGGUGCUCUCAUCUUUUGGACCACAGCUUUUCCCUGUGUUGCAUUUCCAACAGGAGCCCCAGCAUCAGCCUGCAAGACAAUGAAGCCUAUUCACAUGGGCGUCCACUCCCAGCCACAUCCUGCCCCCUAUGAGUUGCUGGUGUGGGCACACUCCUUCACCAACGGAUGGCCGAUUACUGUGCAGGUUUUGGGGCCGGAGUACCGAGGCCUGCUGUUGGAGGCUCGCAUGUUUGGCUCCACUGCUGCACUUGGCACUUGGCAGAGCCCCCCUAAUAAUACCCGGUUCUUACAGUGCUCUGGGAACCCACAAGGAGCAGUCACUCAUUCUAACAUGGAAUUAAAAACAAGCCUGGCCACAUACACUUGGCUGCCCCUGAGCUCAGGCUGCCCUCCAUUCAUUGCAUUCAUAGCAACUGUGGCACACUCUCGUGAAACCUAUUGGCUCAAUAUCAAAUCCAAAAUACUAUGGAGAGAUCCUACAGCAACAUGUGGCACUGAGAAGUUUACAUGGACAGCUACCACUGUGAUAGGCUUACUUUUCCACCUGCUGCUUUUGCUUAGCUGCAUUUAGUAACCCGUGAAAAUUAAGAGUAUAUCUACAACAGCUAAGGACUGUCACUGUUAUUGGUAGCUAAUUUUAAUUGUAUCUAUAAUAAAUACAACUUUUAAGGCCUCAGCUACAUGUAAAAGUUGUACCACAGCUCUAUUAUAGAAUCUCCUGCUGUGGACUUGUUUAACUUUCUCCAUGUUCACCCUAGGAACAGCAUAGUGCUAUGUGAAAGAAUGUUAUAUCAGCAUAACUGCAUCCACACUAGGUGCUGUACCAGUAUAACUGUGUUGGUUAAACCCACCACCAAAAUAAUUAUAACAAUAAAUAACCAGCGUGUAAACUAGAUCUACGAUUAAGGUGGAGUGGUAAAAAGCCCUAGUGAAAUUUCCAAGCAUCCAGGAAUCAGGCUUGCUAAGAAAUAAAAUCAAUAGAGUGAUUUUUAACUUCAUUCUAACCGAGAAUAAUAAAUGUUACAAGAUCACCACUUUCUGUCUGUGAGCAGAAUGUGUGUGUCUGAGCAGAUGAAUGCUAAG